ACACAGAGAGACACAGAGAGACAUAGACAUGGUCCAUCACUGCUCUGCUGGCUGCUGGUCAUCAUCACCGUCCACUCUGCAGUUCCAGAUGGAUUCAGAGAAAUUGUUGUGACUCGUUGCAUCUUUAACUCCACUGAUCUGAAUGACAUCGAGUUCAUCAGAUCCUACAUUUACAACAAGAAGGAAUGGGCCCGGUUUGACAGCAACCUGGAGAAAUAUGUUGGAUACACGGAGUUUGGAGUGAAGAACGCAGAACGAUUCAACAAAGAUCCUUCAAUUAUAGGAUCAAGGAAAGCUCAGAAGGAAGCCUACUGCCUACACAACAUUGGUAACGACUACCGGAACGCUCUGGAUAAAUCAGUCCCUCCCACCGUCAAGCUUCACUCCAGGUCGCCUGGUGGCCACCAUCCCUCCAUGCUGGUCUGCAGAGUUUAUGUCUAUCCUAAAACCAUCAAAGUUCGUUGGCUGAGAGACGGACAGGAAGUGACAUCAGACGUCACGACCACUGACGAGAUGGAGGACGGAGACUGGUACUACCAGGUCCACUCUACUCUGGAGUACACGCCCAGGUCUGGAGAGCAGAUCUCCUGCAGGGUGGAACAUGUCAGCCUGAAGGAACCUCUGAUCACCAACUGGGACCCGUCCAUGCCGGAGUCAGAGAGGAACAAACUGGCCAUCGGAGCUUCAGGACUGAUCCUGGGUCUGAUUCUGUCUCUGGCUGGAUUCAUCUACUACAAGAGGAAGGUCAAAGGUCGUAUUCUGGUACCGUCCAGCUGAGCCCGGAUGGAGGUUCUGGUUCCGGUUCUUCCUGCUUCCUGCUGAACUGGACCAUCUGAUCCAGAACCAGAACCAGAGGAGGUUCCAGUUCUCCAUGUGGCCCGGUUCUGUGGGUCGGUUCUGGUUCUGGUGGCCCGGCUGCUUCUCUUCAUCUUCCUCUAAUCAUCUUCAUCAAUAAUCAGAUUUUAAUCUUUGAAAUAAAAUCAAUAAACCAUCAGAA
Messenger RNA from Poeciliopsis prolifica (blackstripe livebearer), 997 nucleotides. RefSeq names its product HLA class II histocompatibility antigen, DQ beta 1 chain-like. Gene Ontology annotation, biological process: positive regulation of T cell activation; antigen processing and presentation of exogenous peptide antigen via MHC class II; immunoglobulin production involved in immunoglobulin-mediated immune response. Gene Ontology annotation, cellular component: membrane; MHC class II protein complex. NCBI's taxonomy places the organism in Eukaryota, Metazoa, Chordata, Actinopteri, Cyprinodontiformes, Poeciliidae. The record is from RefSeq and is a predicted model, not a curated record. Gene Ontology annotation, molecular function: MHC class II protein complex binding.